AUGCCUGGGCUAGGUGACCUUUCGCCGCAAGGCACCAUUGCCGUCGGCAUCCUCGUUGGUCUAAUCUCGACCUCGGUCCAGAGCUUAGGCCUGACCCUCCAGCGACAGUCCCAUCUACGCGAAGACGAGAAAGACUACGAUGAUCGCAAGCCCGCUUGGAAACGGCCGAGAUGGCAGGCUGGCAUGCUCAUGUUCGUGUCCUCGAAUUUGAUCGGAAGCACCAUCCAGAUCACCACCUUGCCUCUGCCUGUUCUGUCCACCUUGCAAGCCUCUGGCCUUGUUUUCAACACAGCCUUUGCCACUCUACUGUUGAAGGAGCAAUUUACGAGGUAUUCUGCUAUGGGCACUAUUGGAACAUGCGCAGGCGCAGCUUUGAUCGCUACCUUCGGCGCAAUUGGCGAGCCCGCUCAUAACCUUUCUCAGCUCAUCGCACUACUGAAAGAGAAGCCCUUCAUAAUCUGGAUGGCAGCCACCCUCUUCGUCGCAGUCCUGACCAUUGCCUUUUCGUAUCUGCUGAAAUACUACUCCUCACACAGGCACAUCAUGCGCCACUGGUUUACCCACCAUGAGAGGCCUCGUUCGUCCUCAUCUGCAGGAUCCCCUCAGUCUGCACAUCCGAAACGUCAAUUUACCUCGUCGCUUCCCAGGCCUAUGCAACUACGUCUUGCAAGACUUCGCCUCAUUCGUGGCUUGUCCUACGGCUUAAUUUCUGGUAUUCUUUCGGCACAUUCCCUGCUCAUGGCAAAGUCCGCUGUCGAAUUAAUCGUCAGAACACUCGUCGAUCACCGCAAUCAGUUCAAUCGCUUUGAAUCCUGGCUGAUUUUGCUAGCCUUGGUCUUCUUUGCUCUGAUCCAGCUCUACUAUCUGCACUUGGGCUUGCGUCUAUGCAGUACUAGUGUUCUCUAUCCUUUCGUCUUUUGCAUCUACAAUAUCAUCGCCAUACUCGACGGCCUUAUCUACUUCCAGCAGGGUUCUCGUCUUAGCGGUUUGGAUGCUGGGCUGGUCGCUCUAGGUACUGUCAUUUUGUUAGCUGGUGUCCUGGCUCUAUCCUGGAGAUUAGACCAUGCCGAACCAGAGGCUUCUGCCCAUGGCCAUGAAGCUGGUUUACCUGGAGCUCCUCUCGCGCCUGGUAUGGGUACUUUCGGACCACCUAGCCUUGGGCCAACCUCGCCAUCAUCUCAUAGAGAGAGCGUGAACGACGAGAGUGCGCCAUUGCUGCGAAAGCGUUCCCAGACUCCAUCGGACGCGCCAUCCAGCCUACUGGUCACUGAUAAAAGAGACAUUUGGGCAGCACUCGACGAUGAAGCUGGUCCUGAAGACUUUCUUUCCUCUUUACCCAAAGCACACCCACAAUUUCUCAGACCACCCAAGCGAAGGUCCAAAUCUCCAACUUCACAAGCCGCCUCAAGCGCAAGCGAGCAAAGUGGCGAUGACAUGAAGACUGGCCCACCCAAACCACGAAGGUCCUCUAUGAAGGGUGCGAGAUCCGCGAGCGCUGGUCAUGCAGAUAGACAAGCAGGAGACCUGGACAUAACAGAGCCUGUCACAAGAAAAAGAGGACACACUGUACAUUUUGAGACAGGUAUGCCAAGUCGUUACGAUCUGACUGGUAAGGCCAGGCGUCGAUCCUCAGAACACGAUGCUCCUGACUGUCAGGAUGAGAACGGCUAA
Messenger RNA from Lithohypha guttulata, 1671 nucleotides. RefSeq lists its product as uncharacterized. NCBI's taxonomy places the organism in Eukaryota, Fungi, Ascomycota, Eurotiomycetes, Chaetothyriales, Trichomeriaceae. Gene Ontology annotation, molecular function: magnesium ion transmembrane transporter activity. The coding region runs from base 1 to 1671 and encodes 556 amino acids. The transcript is spliced from 2 exons. Gene Ontology annotation, biological process: magnesium ion transport. Gene Ontology annotation, cellular component: membrane. The record is from RefSeq and is a predicted model, not a curated record.